Messenger RNA from Cavia porcellus (domestic guinea pig), 5138 nucleotides. It is a transcript of the gene Lrig1, whose product is annotated as leucine rich repeats and immunoglobulin like domains 1. The record is from RefSeq and is a predicted model, not a curated record. Lineage: Eukaryota; Metazoa; Chordata; Mammalia; Rodentia; Caviidae. Bases 565 to 3834 code for a protein of 1089 amino acids. Gene Ontology annotation, molecular function: protein binding. The transcript has 19 exons.
CCGGCCGGGGCUAGACCGUGGAGAGGCGGGCGACUAGCCGCUGAUUGUUCGGCCGCGAGGUCUGCGGGGCUGUAGCUGCGCUAAAGGAGCUGUGCGGUCUCCGUGCUUUGCUCGCGGCGCCCGGACAGCGAGGUACGCGGGUCGGCAGUCCAGCCCAGGUCUCCAGCUGUGCGGUGCGAGCGCUGGGGAAGAUGCCCGCCGACGCCACGCUCCGGCUGCGAAGCUGAGCGCUUCUCCUGUGGCUGCGGCGGCGGUUGCAGCGGCGCUUGUCGUGAGCCGGAGCUCCGCAACGGACUGGAGCGCGCGGGAGGAGUAGGAGUGCGGCCCCAAUUCCUCUGCCCAGGUCUGCGGAGUUUGCGACGAGCGCGGGCGGCCCGGCCCGUAUGGGCGAGUGUUUCGCGGCCUCCGCCUGGCGCUUUGCUGCGACCAGAAGCCCGCUGCCGUGGAAGGAGCUUGGGCCGGCGGCUAUGCCCCGGCGCGCAACCUAGCGCGGUGUGGAGACCCGCGGGCGCGCCUGGGACCUCGCAGAUCCCGCGCCGGAGUUCGCGGCGCGCUCCAGACAAGAUGGCGCGGCCGGCCGGGGGAGCGCCGGGGGCCCCGUGCCGCGCGCCCUGCCUGCUCCUGCUUUGGCUGCUGCUGCUCGGGACCCAGACGGAGACCGCUGAGCCAGGCACGCGGGCCCCCUGCGCGGCCGCCUGCACUUGCGCCGGGGACGCGCUGGACUGCGGCGGGCGCGGGCUGACCGCUGUGCCCGGGGAUAUGCCCGCCUGGACGCGAAGCCUGAAUCUGAGUUACAACAAACUUUCUGAGAUUGAUCCUGCUGGUUUUGAGGACAUGCCAAAUCUUCAGGAAGUGUACCUCAAUAACAAUGAGUUGACUGCAAUACCAUCCCUGGGUGCUGCUUCAGUGCAUGUCAUCUCUCUGUCUCUACAGCACAAUAAGAUUCGCAGUGUGGAGGGCAGUCAGCUGAAGGCAUACUUGUCUUUGGAAGUGUUGGACCUGGGUUUGAACAACAUCACAGAAAUCCGGAGCACCUGCUUUCCACAUGGACUGCGCCUAAGGGAGCUCAACCUGGCAAGCAACCGCAUUGGCACCCUGGAGUCAGGAGCAUUUGAUGGUCUGUCACGGUCGCUGCUUACUCUUCGUCUGAGCAAAAACAGGAUCACCCAGCUUCCUGUAAAGGCAUUCAAAUUACCCAGACUGACACAACUGGACCUCAAUCGAAAUCGGAUUCGGCUCAUCGAGGGCCUCACAUUCCAGGGACUUGACAGCUUGGAGGUGCUGAAGCUUCAGCGGAACAACAUCAGCAGACUGACUGAUGGCGCCUUCUGGGGGUUGUCUAAGAUGCACGUACUGCACCUGGAGUACAACAACCUGGUGGAGGUGAACAGUGGCUCACUGUAUGGCCUCACAGCCUUGCACCAGCUACACCUCAGCAACAAUGCCAUCUCUCGCAUUCACCGGGACGGCUGGAGCUUCUGCCAGAAGCUGCAUGAGCUGAUUCUGUCUUUCAACAACCUUACACGUCUGGAUGAAGAGAGCUUGGCCGAGCUGAGCAGCCUGAGUAUCCUGCGGCUUAGCCACAAUGCCAUCAGCCACAUUGCCGAAGGUGCCUUCAAGGGACUCAGGAACCUGCGAAUCCUGGAUCUGGACCACAAUGAGAUUUCAGGCACAAUAGAGGACACCAGUGGUGCCUUUGCAGGGCUUGACAGCCUCAGCAAGCUGACUUUGUUUGGAAACAAGAUCAAAUCCGUGGCUAAGAGAGCGUUCUCAGGUCUAGAAGGCCUGGAGCACCUAAACCUGGGAGAGAACGCCAUUAGGUCUGUCCAGUUCGAUGCCUUUGUAAAGAUGAAGAAUCUUAAAGAGCUCCACAUCAACAGUGAGAGCUUCCUGUGUGACUGCCAGCUGAAGUGGCUGCCCCCAUGGCUAGUGAGCAGGAUGCUGCAGGCCUCUGUGACAGCCAUCUGUGCCCACCCAGAGUCGCUGAAGGGACAGAGCAUUUUCUCAGUACCACCAGAGAGUUUUGUGUGUGAUGACUUCCCAAAGCCACAGAUCAUCACCCAGCCAGAGACAACCAUAGCCGUGGUGGGCAAGGACAUCCGGUUCACAUGCUCAGCAGCCAGCAGCAGCAGCUCCCCUAUGACCUUUGCUUGGAAGAAGGACAACGAGGUUCUGGCCAAUGCUGACAUGGAGAACUUCGCCCACGUCCGUGCGCAGGAUGGAGAGGUGAUGGAGUACACCACCAUCCUGCACCUCCGUCGUGUCAGUUUUGGGCAUGAGGGCCGCUACCAGUGUGUCAUCACCAACCACUUUGGCUCCACCUACUCGCAGAAAGCCAGGCUCACUGUGAACGUGUUGCCGUCAUUCACCAAAAUGCCCUAUGACAUCGCAAUCCGGACUGGUACCAUGGCCCGCCUCGAAUGUGCCGCCACUGGCCACCCUAACCCCCAGAUCGCCUGGCAGAAAGAUGGAGGCACAGAUUUCCCUGCUGCGCGUGAGCGACGCAUGCAUGUCAUGCCAGAUGAUGAUGUGUUUUUCAUCACUGAUGUGAAAAUAGACGACUCGGGGGUUUACAGCUGCACUGCCCAGAACUCGGCUGGCUCCAUUUCAGCAAAUGCUACCCUGACUGUCCUAGAAACCCCGUCUUUGGCAGUACCCUUAGAAGACCGCGUGGUCUCUGUGGGAGAAACUGUGGCACUGCAGUGCAAAGCGACUGGGAGCCCUGCACCCCGCAUCACCUGGUUCAAGGGGGAUCGCCCACUGAGCCUCACUGAGCGGCACCACUUCACGCCCGGCAACCAGCUGCUGGUCGUGCAGAAUGUGGUGGCAGAAGAUGCGGGCCGCUACACGUGUGAGAUGUCCAACGCCCUGGGCACGGAGCGUGCGCACAGCCAGCUGAGCAUUUUGCCUGCCCCAGGCUGCAGGAAGGAUGGGACCACUGUGGGCAUCUUCACCAUCGCGGUGGUGUGCAGCAUUGUCCUGACGUCUCUGGUCUGGGUUUGCAUCAUCUACCAAACCAGGAGGAAGAGCGAGGAGUACAGCGUCACCAACACAGAUGAAACUAUUGUACCACCAGAUGUUCCAAGCUACCUCUCUUCUCAAGGGACUCUUUCUGACCGGCAGGAGACGGUGGUCAGGACAGAGAGUGGCCAUCAGGCCAACAGACACACUGAAAGCAAUGGUGUUUGCCUGAGAGACGCAAGCCUCUUUCCAGAGGUCGAUAUUCACACCAUCACAUGCAGGCAGCCCAAGCUCUCUGUGGGAUAUAUUAAAGAGCCCUGGAAGGUGACGGAGAAAGCCAGUGGGACGCCUGGUCCACCUAAGAUGGAACACAGUGGCCCUGUUGUAUGUAGUGACUGCAAUGCUGAGAUGGACAAUUAUUCCAAGGAACAGUCCUUCUAUCCUCAGCCUGUGUCCAAAGACAGUGCACAGCCAAGUACAGAAGAUAGCCGGGAGCCCAGUCAUCAAGAACAUUCUUCCCAGCACCCUCACAGUGGGACUUCUGAGGUGUCCUGUACAGACUGCAGGGGUUCCCUCUACCCUAGUAACCAUGACAGAAUGCUGCCAUCCUUGAAGAGAAAGCCUGUGGCAUCUCCAGAUGGAAAAGGGGAUUCCUCUUGGUCUUUAGCACGAUUGCAUGGAUCAGACUCCCCAGACCAACAGCCUACAUCUACAUUAACUUCAGGAAGCCCAGAGCUCCCAGAAACCCAGCACUUGCUUGUUUCCAAUGGCCACCUCCCUACGGCAUGUGACUCUGGUCCUGAAUCUACAACACUGACAGGACAGCUCCCCAGAAAGUGGAGGGGACCACUGCUGUUGGCACCAAAAAGCUAGGCUUUGUCUACCUCAGCUCUUGUCGUACCAUGGCUUGCAGGAAAGAGGUAGGAGGGGCUAUGCGAAGCUGGGCUGCAGCAUCACUGACCUGUACAUAGUCUUAACUCCGUGCGGAUUAACAGUCACAGGACUUGCAUCGGAAGCACAGAAAUGCAAGAGGCUAUUUGUGUACAAAAGGCAGAAUAAGUAUUUGAUACCAUUGUACAUAAGAGUUUUCAGAGAUUUCAUAUAUAUUAUAUAUCUUUUACAGAGGCUAUUUUAAUCUUUUAGUGCAUGGUUAACAAAAGAAUUAUACAAUUUUGACAAUAUUAUUUUCAUAUCAGGUUGUUUAAUUUGGGGGGGAUGGGGAAUAGUUCUGGUGCCUUAAUGCACAGCUGGAACUUAGGGUGAAAACCACAUUUGCUCCCCAGCACUUCUAGUAGCUUGGGAAGAAUGGGAGGUCCUUGGCUUCCUGUGCCAGUCAGACUGCCCAUGCCGUGUGCAAGUCACUCAUCUCUGCAGAGAGUAACUACUUACCGUAGGUUUCAGUUCAUUCUCUAAGGGGAGAAUUGUUAAGCCACCACAAUUAAGCACUGCCUUUCUUCCUUCUUUGAAGUUCAUUUUAUGAUAAAAGCAAAUAUGGACUUUUCUGGAUCCUUGGAUUGUUAUUUGAAGCUUUUGAUUAAGGUAAAGGCUGCUGGUGUUGGUACCUGUGGAUUUUUUCAAUAGUGACGUUUUAGUUCUGCCAAUAUAUUACAUUAGAGGAUGAAAAGGAUAAAGUUCUCACUUUUCAGGGCUAGCUUAUUUCUACUGAAGAGCCAGAGCAGGCCUGUCCACACCGUUCCCCUCGCACAGAUGGAUCUGGGCUUGGACUGUACACGAUUUAGCCCCAGUCCUGGGUAUAUUUGCACUUUUGAGACCUGUAGCUAACCAUCUUGUGAGUGCCAACGUGUAAUUCAGUAAAAAUUACCUUGAAACAAGCAAGGUUUUAAAAUCUCAGAGAGCAAGUUUCUUUAGCCAAAUGCUGAAGGGAGGUGUUGACAAAAUGGUUACCUAUGUUAAAUUUUACUGUCAGAGGUCAUCACUGUUCCAAAGGUAAGCACAUUUAGAAUUUUGUUCUCAAGUUAACUAAUGUUACUUCCAAAAAAUAUGUGAAUUUGCUGCUUCUGAGAGGCAAUGUGAAAGAGGAAGUAUUACUUUUAUGUACAAAGUUAUUUAUUUAUAGAAAUUUUGGUACAAUGUACAUUUAAAAACAUGUAAAAUAUUGAAGUGUCUAACAAGUGGCAUUGAAGUGUCUUUAAUAAAGGUUCAUUUAUAAAUGUUCA